AUGGCUGCUGCUAGGACCAACGCUCAGAUCGCAGAAGCUUUGGCUACGUUGACUAUUUUAGUGGCAAGGGAUAAUGACCCUGGAAGGGAUAGCGAGAAAAGAUUGGAAAGGUUUAUGUCACAUAAACCGACUUUGUUUACCGGAGGGUACAACCCGGAGGGAGCUAUCAAGUGGAUCGAGGAAUUAGAGAUUAUCUUCGAAGCCAUGGGAUGCACAGAGGAAAACAAGACUGUUUUGGGGACGUAUGUGCUAAGAGAGGAGGCAAACGUCUGGUGGAAGAAUGUCAAGCUGAGAAUUGGAUUGGAAGGUUUUGCUAUUAUGUGGGAAGUUUUCAAACGGGAAUUCUUGAGGAAGUAUUUCCCGGCUGAUGUGAAGAACAAGAAAGUGCUUGAGUUUAUGGAACUCAAACAAGGAAAUCUAUCGGUCGCUGAGUAUUCGGCUAAGAAAGGAUUUGUGAUGAGGAUAGCAAGGCCAAGACCAACUACUAUAAGGCUCUGA
This is a messenger RNA of Trifolium pratense (red clover), 498 nucleotides long. RefSeq lists its product as uncharacterized. The record is from RefSeq and is a predicted model, not a curated record. NCBI's taxonomy places the organism in Eukaryota, Viridiplantae, Streptophyta, Magnoliopsida, Fabales, Fabaceae. The transcript has 2 exons. Bases 1 to 498 code for a protein of 165 amino acids.